GAGCGAGUCAGUUGAGUGUCGGCCAUGGUCGUGUGAGGUGGACUGAUCGUACUACUACCGUAUUCCCCAGAACUUGUCAUAACCGGUUGGUCUAGGAGAGAUCAACUGGUUAUAGUGGAAAGAGAUUUCUACAAUGGUUGACACUGAGAACCCCGGUGUGUGUGUUUGUCGGUCUCUCGUCUUGACACCGUAGAAAUAUUUUAGUGGUACUGUUUUUAUUAUGGUUGGCGUCCGUGAUAUGUAUAGUGUGAGUGUGGUGACCAUGUUGUGUACGACUUGAGACGCUAGUGGACAUGUGGAUGGUUGGUGGCGCUAUGGGCGUGAUAGGGGGCGUGGUAGCCGGAGGAGGAGGGAGAGCAGGAAGAAGAGGAAGAGGAGGAGGAGGAGGAGGAGGAGGUGCUGGGGACAUAGGAACAAGACGACUACUUCUCCUGGUCUUCAUUCUUUUGUCCUCCUGCUGCGGCCUGGCCGUAGGGAGCGAUGGAAGCGAGAUCUCAUCAGCCAACUUCCGGGCUCGAGAGAAACAAAUUAUCGAUGAGAUCAUUGGUCCGGCGAACUAUGACAAGCGUAUCCGGCCAGCCGGCGCCAACGACACCGGUCCGGCCAUCGUUCACAUCAACAUUAUGAUCCGCAACGUGCAGACCAUCUCUGACGUCAAGAUGGAAUACAGUAUACAGAUUACCUUCAGAGAGCAGUGGGUCGACCAUCGUCUGACCUUUGAUGAUAUGGGAGGUCGUAUACAGUACCUGACGCUCACUGAGACAGAUAUGGUGUGGAUGCCUGACUUGUUCUUCAAGAAUGAGAAAGAAGGUCACUUUCACAAGAUCAUUCUACCCAACUUGUACAUCCGUAUCUACCCAAACGGUGGCGUCCUCUACAGUAUCAGAAUCUCGCUGACGCUGUCUUGCCCGAUGAACUUGAAGCUGUUCCCGCUAGACCGUCAGCAGUGUCAGCUCCUCAUGGCUUCCUACGGAUGGACGACGGAAGAUUUAGUGUUUCUGUGGAAGGACGUUGACCCCGUCCAGGUGACCAAGAACCUUCACCUGCCACGCUUCACCCUCGAGAAGUUCAUUACUGAUUACUGCAACAGCAAGACCAACACAGGUGAAUACUCGUGCCUGAUGGUGGCGCUGAUCUUCAGGAGAGAGUUCUCGUACUACCUCAUCCAGUACUACGUACCCUGCUGCAUGUUGGUGAUCGUGUCUUGGGUGUCCUUCUGGCUCGACCAGCACUCCGCGCCGGCCAGGGUGGCUCUGGGAGUCACCACGCUUCUCACCAUGUCCACGCAGAGGUCCUCCAUCAACCAGUCGCUGCCUCCUGUGUCCUACACCAAGGCCAUCGACGUGUGGACCGGUGUGUGUCUCACCUUCGUCUUCGGGGCGCUGUUGGAGUUCGCGCUCGUCAACUACGCCUCGCGGUCUGAUAAACACCGCGAAAAGAUGAAGGAGAAACUAGAGGAGCAGAAAAAGCAGUGGGAGGCGGACCACGCUGCUGCUCUGCAAAUUGCCAUGCAGGAACAGACGGAGGACGGCCACACCUUCGCCAUGCCGGCCUCACCGCCUCGGCCUCGUCGCUUCAUGGAUCUACUUAUCGCUAAGACGAGGCCGCUGGUGUCGCGAAAUGGAGGCAUGGGGGCAGAGAACGUCACCUGCGAGAUACACCUCCAGGCGCCGCGUCAGAACUGCUGCAGGACGUGGCUCUCUAAGUUCCCUACACGUAGUAAGCGGAUCGACGUUAUCUCCCGCAUCACCUUCCCCCUCGUCUUCGCCUUCUUCAAUAUGAUCUACUGGAGCACCUAUCUCUUCACCGAGGAGGAUGACGACAACGGCAAAUAAACGAAAGGGUAAAUAAAACAAAAUAACUGCACAUCUUGAAUUACGUGAACCAUUAGCGUGUCUCUCUGACUCGAACUCUGCCCCAGGAUCUAGAGGACUACCUGAGGGUUAUAGAUCCUGAAGACUUAGAGAAGUGACGCAUUGGACCCCAAGGACAGUUUACGAGAGACAUAAGUGUUAGUUAGGAGUAGCAGAACACGACAAUCAAUAAUAAUGUUGAUAGUUCUGGACCUUGGUGGAAAGGUAGUUGUAAAAAAAGUUGUAAAAGUUGUAAAAAACUUCUUGGAAAACUGGAAUAUAAAUAAGUGGAAAUUUGAAAGACUGGAAUUAUAGGCUAGAUUGGAACUAUGCUUGACUGGAAACAACAAUCACAAAAAUUCUCUUUGAUUGGAAACUGUAAUCACUGAAACUAAUCCUGAUUGGAAGAAAAAAGUUUUGAUGAUUGAAACUAAUUGUUGACAUAAACUUAACAUUAAUUCUGAUAGAGCCAUAACUGGUUAAAAAAGAAGACUAGGAUUUUCUGAAGUUAUGGACGACGUACAGGAUACAAAGGCAGUUUAAUGACCAGAAACUAAGACACCAAGGAACCAAUGAUGUUUGAAACCAUACAUUGGUAAUGGUUUGGGGGGUUGGGUUAGUGCCAAGAGAGAGAGAGUAUAGGGAUCUGCUUCAAAGGUUUCACUGAUCUUUUUUAUCCAGAAUGAAUGAAAAGGAAAGAAAAUAGAAAGGCAUCUCGUUCAUUGCUCAACAAAAAGUAACUUCGUCUGGUCCUGUUCCUCUUCCUUCAUGAUAUAACAGAAAACGGGAGAACACAAAGACUUACUGAACGAAAAUAUUUGGGACAAUUUUAAAUACAAAAAUAAUGAAUGUGUAGUGGCAGAAAUAUAAACAAUGAAGGCUUACCAGGAAAUAAUGAACGUGUUUAUGAAGAAAAAAAAAGGCUUUGUAGUUUGUUAACCAUACGAGAAAGACACACUGUGCAUACAUACAUACAUUCACUUUAAGUAUAUCUCAUGAUGAUGGCAAUACUCAAUAUAUUCACUGUGAUAUAUACAAACAAACUUAGCAGUGGGAUUCGUGCGAGCUUCAGAUGAUAAUGAAAUAGAUUAGUUAUGUUAAAUAAAAAUGUAUAUUGACUUUGUAUGUUAAGGUGUAACCAGAAUGUGUUUUUUUUUUUGCUUUUGUUAAUGUUCUAUAUAAUAGGUCAUUAACCCCCCCCUCUCCCAAAUAGUCUCAAAUCACCUUCCCUCCUUAACUGGCUUAUUAGUAGACCUCCCUGCAACCUACCUCAGUCCUAUAUAAUAUUUUCAUUGACCCACAAACAUAACAAAAACUUUCCAAAACACCAACAAAAACAAAAGAACCUUGUUGUUUUACGUAUUAUUUUGGUACUAAAACAAAAACAAAACCAA
Molecule: messenger RNA, 3247 nt
Organism: Homarus americanus (American lobster)
Lineage: Eukaryota; Metazoa; Arthropoda; Malacostraca; Decapoda; Nephropidae
Product: glutamate-gated chloride channel-like
Exons: 14
Coding region: 294-1835 (513 amino acids)
Biological process (GO): regulation of membrane potential; nervous system process; signal transduction
Cellular component (GO): membrane; synapse; neuron projection
Molecular function (GO): chloride channel activity; extracellular ligand-gated monoatomic ion channel activity; transmembrane signaling receptor activity
Source: RefSeq, a predicted model, not a curated record